ACUUGUUGUCCUGCCGCUGUUAAAGAUUCGAAUCGCCCGUUUGAACUCAUUCGUCAACAGACUCUCGUGCGGUGCGGUUCUCAGCCUCAGCCUCUAAAUUCUACAGCUCAAAUCACAGUCGGAAUUCUCUGGUCACUGGUCACUGGUCACAGUUCACAGUCGCACAGUUACUGCUUUUUCCGGUUUUCGAAAUAAUUUUCGAAAGUGCUGAACAAAUUUUUUUUUGGUUAUUGUGCUAAGAUAAGAAAUUGAAUAUAUAAAGCUUUGGCAAGUGAGCCAAAAGCGUUCUGAAUAGCGUUUUUCCAAUUCAAGAAACGACCGAGCCGAAGUGAAAGUGUGUGUGGCAAAUAUUUGAAUCCCAUUUGCGUUUCAAAUCGGAGGAGGAUUAAGCGGAGAAAGCUUGAGAGACAGAGAAAACACCGCAGUCAAAGAACAAGUUCGGAAGUCAGGAUGCGUCGCUCCUCGUUCACGCCCGUCUUCAACCUGAGCACCCAGGAGCCGCUGAUCGUGGUGGAGGAGUCGCACACCGCGGAGGAUGGCGACGACCUUGAGGGGGCGGCAGGCGGUUGCGAUCCGAAUGCCGGUGGUACACGGCGCUCGAACAGCGACGACUCGGAGCCGGACUCGCCGGUGAAUCCCUACCUGCUCUGCCCCUUCCCCGACAUGCAGCAGCGGCGCAAGCACUCGCUGCCCUCGCUCCAAAUCACCGAGGGCAUCACCGCCAGCCAGGUGCGCCGCCUAUCGGAGGUCGGCGGCGAAACCGGCGGCCUCAGUCCCAAGGAGGUCGAGUUCCUGGCCACGCUCUCGCAGAAGGCCAAUCCCUCGGCCGGCGGACGACGCCAUUCGGUGGUGACCAUCUCGGCGGUGCCGCCAACGCUAUUCGGACGCAAUCGCCGCGAGUCCAUUUCCGGCGUAUCCUUCAGUGGCAGUCGCCGGGGCAGCGUCAUCGCCGGACCGCCGCUGACCGACCACCGCGGCAGCGUGCACAACUUGCAGCUGGACAUCAUGGACGGCAUUGUGCAGCAGCGGAAGACGCGCAGCGGCAGCGGCGUCUGGACAGCGCCCGUUCUGCAGGAGGCCGACAGCAAUGUGCCCGUGCAGACAUAAGCGGUUAAAGGACACGCAGGACAUCUGGGAGGUGGACAGACGGAUGGAUGGAUGGAUGGAUGGAUGGAUGGAUGGAUGGACGGAUGGAUGGGCAGUCGAAUGGAUGGCUGGGAUGCGAGCUGAACGGAUGGAUUGGAUGGUGGUAACUGGGCAAUACAAACAGACGCCUGGCUACUCCGCCACUCGAACUGCAAAUGGACCUUUAUAAACAUUUCGUGUUUUCCUCACGCACACCCCCCCAACCCCCCACGACCACCACCCACCAUCCGAUUUUUCGCCGGGAAAUUGCUUUUCGUGGCUGCCGCAUAAAGCAAACAAACAAACCGCAAAACCGCACGAAAAAAUCGCACGAAAAAUGAUUCUUUUGCCAUUUUUCGGCGGGAGCUGAAACAAAAAUAAGAAAAUACAAAAAUAAACAAAAAAUUAUUAAAUUUCGAAAAUGAAAAACUGCAGUUAAACAAAGAGCGAGAUGGCGAGCUGGUUAAGAUUAAAACAAUUGGUAGAAAAAGAGGAGAAGUGGAAAAACAAAACGAAAUGAAAACAUUGAAUGAAAAGCAACAGAGAAAAGCGCAUCGCGACCAUUUUGAUUGCCAGCAAUUUCCGUUAACACCUGUGCCAUGUGCCACGCCCACGAAUGUCGCCGGUCCCCUAACGCCCCCAAACCAUCUGGAUGGAUAAUUGCAAAUAAUAUUUAAUUGAAGUGUUAAACAGGAAUGACAAAGGCAAGCAAAGAUAGCACAACCUUCGAAACCCUUCCCCAAAAUAAUGACAUUUCCCAAAUGGUCAAAAAAGGAACAAAUACCCAAAGUUCCAUCAGCAACCGAUUUAAAACUAAAAUACAACUCUAUGUUAUUAAUCUAUAAUAAAGCAUUACAAAAAUUAAAUCAAUAUAUUGUAUAUUCAGGAAUUGAUAAAUUAGUGAAUAACUAGCGAAAACGAAAAAAAAGCCGACUUAAAAAAUAACUAUUUACUUAGGACCUAGCUACUCCUCAUUUUUUGGACGUUGUGUAGAUUUGUGAACCACCGCAUGGAAGAAACCACCAAAGAAGAUACUAAGAUACAAUCCCACAGAAUAUAUAUCUAUAGAGCAGAAUCCAACUCGAUUAGAAGUGGAAAUCCUCAGGUGCUUUUCGAUCUAACUUGUUUUUCCAUUUGUCAGUUAGCUCUUAAUCCCGAUUGAUUCAAUCAACAAGUGCAAUCAAAAUUCAAGAGAGUUGACAAAUGUACCAUGUACCUAAAAUGAAAAACCCAAUAUUAAACUUUAAAGCGGAACAUAAAAACAUGAAAAUAAAACCUUAGACUAAGUGAAACGAUUUAUCGCCCAACCAGAAAUAAAACGAAUUGGAAAAUCAACUAUUUUUGAACUGGGCUUGCUGCUUGCCCAGCCCAGCAGGUCAGCCAGCCUUUAGUUCGAGUAGCCAUCCCCAAAAUCUGAAAUCCCAAUUGAAACAAAUAUUUUAUAUAUAACGAAAAAACAAAUAUGAGAGUUUGGAGAUUUCUUCAAUUUUAUUUUUGUUUUGUGGGGUAACAAAAAGCAAAUCAAUGAAACCAAAUACUUAAAGGUUCCACACAAAUAUCUAUUGAUUUCAAAUUCCCCGAAAUGGUGUAUGCAAUUGAAAUUUUAAAUUGCUUAUUAAGACGUAAUUUAUAUUAUAUUUU
Molecule: messenger RNA, 2766 nt
Organism: Drosophila rhopaloa
Lineage: Eukaryota; Metazoa; Arthropoda; Insecta; Diptera; Drosophilidae
Exons: 4
Coding region: 451-1107 (218 amino acids)
Source: RefSeq, a predicted model, not a curated record